Molecule: messenger RNA, 7813 nt
Organism: Scylla paramamosain (green mud crab)
Lineage: Eukaryota; Metazoa; Arthropoda; Malacostraca; Decapoda; Portunidae
Exons: 2
Coding region: 196-3939 (1247 amino acids)
Source: RefSeq, a predicted model, not a curated record
GGUCUCGGGCGCUAGCACCAAUCAGCAACCGUCUUCGUGAGUCUGCUUGCCACCUAACUCCAAGCUGAUUUUCGGCCGCGACAGACGAUCCCAAAUACAAAGUUGAUAUACCUACUGGCAAAAACUCCAGCCUUCAGGUUUACCCACCCCCAGUGAUCCAUUGGGCACAAGGAUUUCAAGAGAAACACUCCACUGAUGUGUGAGAACAGCACCGAGAUUUGUCCUGAGGAAUACACAGACAUGGAGUACAAGAGAGAAGAAUCCGUGAAGGAAGUAAGAGCCGCGCGAGCCAAAGAGAGGCGUCUGGCCGCACUGCGUCGCCUGAGUGGCAAGAAAACACAGGCACGAAAAGUAGUGACAGAGGGACGGAACACUGAGUCCUUGAAGGGGCCGGAACAAAAUCAGUCCUUCAAAUACAGCGCACCUCAGACAUGUGACUCUGAGAACGAGGAUGAAGAACACAUUGAAAUUUCUAAGAUUGACUGGGUAACGGAGUGGCUGGACAAACAUUGCUUCUUUGAUGAGCAGGCCUGGGGCGCCGUCAUGGCCGGUGUUGAGGCCACGCCAGAGGAGAUGGAAAACGAACUCCAGGACAAACCCAACCCUCCUGUCGGUAACUUUAAAUUGGAUAGUAGCGAAUACACUUCACUAGACAACACCUGCCCCAAGAAAUUUCUCGCCGCCCUCACGCGCCUUAAUCACUUGCAAAAGUCACACGAUGAUAUCCUGGCACAGCUGACCUUCCCCAACAAAAUGGUGGUGCAACAUGUGACAUACAUCGUCAAGGCCUUCCUGAGACGCAUGUACUUUAGAAUGAAGGGCAAGAGCCACAAGAAACAGGAGGCCGUCAUGCGCAAGAUGCACUACGCCAUGCAGGGCAUCGUGCAUCGCUACUUCAAGCGGGGCAUGGAUAAGAAAGUCUAUUUACACAAAGCAGCGGAGAAGGACGAGUUUGAAAACUGGAGUGAUGAUGAAGAUGACGAGGAAGGUCGAGGCGAUGACGACCAGAUGGAAGAAGGAAGCGUCAAUGAAUCCAAAGACGAAGAAUGUGACGAAGUUCAGGAAAACGAAGAGAACCGGUCAAAUAAUGAAGACGAAAUCCAAAAAUGUAAGAUAGCAAAUGAAGAGAUAAAGAUGGCGAAGAAGUUUGUGAGUAGCGCUGUCACGCUUCACGCACAGGCCCCAGAGACUCUGCUGAACACCAUGGAAGCGAUUUACAACGGAAAGGUGACGGUGGAGCACGUGCUCAAACACCCCCAAACUCUCACCCACCAGAAUGACCGCGUGGAAGGAUGCGUGCCUGGGAUGAAGGGACAAGACGGUAACUCAAGCAACGAAGAAGACGACGAGGACGAGUAUUACAUCCCUGACGACAAGUCACACGCCAGCCUUGAGUUCUCCGACGACGAGAGAAUGCACUGCCACCUCGCAGACGUGGAGGAUGAUGAGUGUGAAACGAAUGACGCUUCUUGGGAUGAGGAGGACGACAGUGACGCUGAGAGUGAGGCCCGCUUGAGUCCCACUGAGUAUCCCUCAGAUGGCGAGGAGUACAGCUCGGUUGAAGACGGCGAGUGCGGUGGUGCCAGUGAUGAUAAUAUAACAAAGAAAAGCCAGACAUCACCAGAGAAGGAGGUGGACUUCAAGCUGCUUAACAGACUUGCCGGCGAAUUCAGUGACGGUAGUGAAGAGGAGGGGCACGAGAAGGCGGCGUGGAGGCGGAGUCAGGAUGUAAGCCGCACUCUGUGGAUGCAGGAAAUGGUCUCUGACUGCCCACUCAAAGACAAGACUUACAGUCAAGAAUUCCACUGCUGCCGAGCUCCGUUGUUCCCCAAGGUCAAUCUUUCAACACAUUCCAUUCAAGAGAAGGAAGAAAUUCUUGAACAGUUUAUGGAAAAGAAUGUCAGCAGAAACAUUCGCCGCUACGUCAUGAAAACAGUUUGCCGAAGGAAUUUCGCGAUAUUCAAAAAGGUGUGGCGGCGUGCCAAGGGCCUCAAGCGGUUCCCAGGACUGCGCCUGGGCACACAGGACACUGCAGCGUGGCAGUCUUUCAAGCGGCAGAAGGCCUACCUUAACGACUUUCUCAUGACGGAGAAAGAAGCCCUUCUUUACAGUUUGUCGCGGAAGCACAAAGUGUCGUGUGAAGAAAUUUUCCAAGCACAGGGGACGGUAGAAAUGCUCCGUAAGAAACGGCGACUCGCAGUCAAGAUUGUCAAGUUCCUGGACCAGCUCCCCAUCCGCCGCCUCCAGUACCUGAAUGAACGCGUCCUCGCAAAGGCACAGCGGGAAAAUGGAGGGGAGCCGCAAAGUCACUCAGACAUGACUUCCGUGUUGCUGUUUUUACAGACUGUGGCUACAAUGCAAGGACAGGAGUCGCCCUUUCCCUGCCACGGCCCUGUCUGCGAGAAGCUUCAAGGCUACGUGGAGAGCCUCGUUCACGAUAUCGACGACGAAUAUAAGUUUUUUUGUAAGGAAAAGGGAAAUCAGGCCCGCCGCGAGGAGGUCAAAGUAAAACUGAAUAACAUGAGCAGAAAUAAGUUGGAAAAGUACUUGUCUGUCGCGAAAGAAACUUAUCAGAGCUUGACGCACAAGUUUCUGCAGCAGAAGCACAAGUACCUUAAGAGACGCUUAUCGGAGCACGAGCUUAACAGUCUGUUUCCCUUGUGCCCCAAAGAUGACAUAGGUCUGAUGCACCUCCCUAAACACCAGAGGCUGCUACUGCUCACCCAACAUAACAACAAACAACUCAAGCUCCGGCGUGAUUACAUUAACAUGGUCAAGGAAAAGGCACGCCACACCAAGACAGUUCUGGCCAAAAUGAACAGGUUCUUGUCGCGGAGUUCGGCUCAAGACAUAAUUUUGAAAGUUUAUGACAUUCAGACGCAGGAGAGUGAGUGGGCACAGAGGAGCAUGGUGCUGGAAGAUGAGGCAAUAAGCUACUUGGAGGUGUCGCCGCAGGAGUACAAGGAGUCCACCAAGGACUCCCUCACAGGCCUCACCUGGGACAUCUGGAGUGACGAUGAGCAGGACAGUGAUUCGGGCUGGAUGGAUGAAGGCUCAGAGGAAGGUGAAGAGGAGAUGAGGAAGGAAGAGGAGAUGGAACGAAAGGCUGACUAUACUGAAAACGAACCGCUGACUAUACAGAAAAUAUUCCGUGAGCUGCAUGUACAGUAUUAUCCUGCAGGAAAUUACAUACUUAAAAAUCAGCAGGAUGUCCAGGAAUCCUAUCCAACUUCCUUCCCCUUCGAACAAAAACCCUGGGAGACUCCAGUCCACCACGCGAUCCUGGAUAAAUUCGUAACGUAUCUUAGCAACAACAAAUCCCAGACUGGCAGGGCGUUGAAGAUCGACUUUCGGAAAGAAAUACGUCGACUCUGGCACUACAAACCUAAAGGGUUCAUAAAGACCAUUCGAUGCUACGAGAACCUCAGCAAAACUUACAACAAGGAGCACAAGAAGACGUUACGAGCAUGGACGGUCACGAAGGCUGACGAAGACCACGAGCACCUAAAGCACCAUGAAUUCAAAGUGUCCUCGGAGUGCGAAGGAGAGACUACGAAAGAAAAAGAGAAAAUCAUUUCAAUGAAAAGGAAAUUCCAGGUAAAUGAAGACAUUACUCAUCAAUUUCUAACUGCAGAGUCAAAGAAAAUUAAACUGGAUCACGAUGAACACGAAACAAUGGAAAUGGAUACUGGAAAAAAAAUCAAAAGGAAAAUCGAGGAGAGUGAACAAAUUAUGCAAAUUAAUAAAAAAAUCAAGAAUGGCGGAUAUGACAAAACUAUUAAUACGAAGUGCACCUCAGCAGAAGACGAAGAACAAAAAAAGUCAGUGAAAAGGCGAUUUCAGGAAGAAUGGGAUGUAAUGGAACACCCAAAAGACAACCUCAAAGAAGUUCAAAAUAAGAAAAAGAGGGUUUGGCGAGAAGAGAGUCACGAAUUUUGAAGUGAAAAACUUUGAGAGCAGUGAGGAUGUAGAAAGUUGAAGAGAAUAAGCAUGUGUAAACUAUAAAGACAAAAGUAAAAAAAACAUAAAAGUAAAAAAAAUUAUUAAAAAUAAUUAUUAAGAAAUAACAAAAACAAAUAAGGAUAAGAGAAGAAAGAAUGACAAUAAACAAGAGAAAAUAUAUGAUUUGAUGGAAAAUAGAGAGAUACUAGAAAAAAAACAAUAAGAAUAACGUUUUGUUGAUUGGAAAGAAAUCAAAUUAAAAAAAAAUAGGCCUUAAAAAGAAAUCAAGAAUUUUACAUGAAAAAAAAAAAAAAAAAACUUGAUGGAGAAGGAGGAACAAAAGAAAAAGAACUUCAAUAGUGGAAAAUUCAUGAUUGCACAAAGCUAGAAUUUUGAAAUUCCCGAUCUUACCUCAUCGCCCCCGAAAAAAGGAAAAAAUAAAUAAAUAAUGAGAACAGCAACAACAAAAUAAGGCAUCCUGGAAAUAACGACCAAAAUCACGAGAAUAAUAAGAAAAAUAGUUUUGGCUAAUUUUGAUAAGAUUUAAGAAAACAGACUGAAAAAAAAAGGAUCGGCAGUCAAAAAUACAGAAAGCACUAAAACUUAUGCAAAAACACUACAACGAAAACAGAAGUCAAGCAUGUCACACUACUAAAAGAAGGAACAAAAUCCUAAAAAAAAAAUGUGUUAAAACAUUAAAAAACAGAUUCCACAGUAAAAUAACCAUUCAAAAUAGUGAAGAGAGGGCGGCAAAACAAUGAAAAAAAAAAGGAUUCAAUUGUAAAACAAGGAAAUCAAAAUACUAAACAAGACAAAACAAAAAAAAACGUAAAAACACUAAAAAACAGUCAUAACAGUAAAAAUUGGAGCUAAAACACAUAAAAAAAAAGGAGUCAAACAAUAAAAACAAGUCACUUAAAACAUUAAUAGAAGACUUCAAGCACUAAAAAUGCAGUCAAAAAAAAGUAAAAAAAAAAUAAAAAUAGGCAAAACAAUAAAAAGACAUAAAAAAACACAAACGAGUAAAAGCUAAAAAAAAAAAACAUUAAAACCUUAAAAAGUGGUGAAAAUACUGAAAAAAUGUCAAAACACUAAAAAGAAGACAAAAAUACUACAAAAAGUGUCAAAACAACUAAAAAAAAAAGAAAUCAACUCUAAAACAAGAAAUCUAAACACUAGAAAAGUAGUUAAGCACAAAAAAAAACACAAAAAGAAAAUAAAAACUACAAACACUACAAAGGAGUCACAAGAGAAAAUGUUGGCAAAACAAUAAAAAAAAAGACAAAUGGAGUAAAACACUUAAAAAGAAAAAAAAAACUGUAAUAACAAAAAAAAUGUUAAAAACUAAACAAAUGGAUGCAAAACACUAAAAAAGAAAAAAAAAUAAUUAAAACACUAAAAAAUGUAUUCAAACCAUUAGAAAAGAAAAAAAAAUGGAAUCAAAACAGUAAAAAAAAGUUAAAACACUAAAUAGAACAAAAAAUGGAAUGAAAACAGCAGCAAAAUAAGGAAAUGGAGUCAGAACACUAAAAAAGGAAAAAAAAAAAAUGGAAACAAAACCCUAAAAAAAUGGAGUUAAAAUAAUAAAAAAUAAACAAAUGUAAGAAAAAAUCUGUCAAAACACGAUAAAACCAAAUAGCACUAAAAAAGAAAAAAAGACACUAAAAAGAUUCAAAACACUAAAAAAUGCAGAAAAAAAUGGAGUCAAAACACUAGAAAAGAAAAAAAAAAGAAAACAUUAAAAAGGAAUCAAAACACUAAAAAAUGCAGUAAAAACAUAAAAAAAAGAAAAAAAAUGGAGUCAAACACCAGCAAAGAAAAAAAAUCAAAAUACUAAAAGGGAGUAAAAAAAAGAUAGCCAAACACUAAAAAUGAAUAAAAAUCACUAAAAAAGUCAAUACACUAAAAAAGGCGUCAAAACACAGAAAAUAUUCAAAAUACUAAAAAAAGAAAAACUGAGUGAAAACACUAAAAAGGACUCAGAACAACUAAAAAAAAAAGUCAUAACAAUAAAAAGUCUAAACAAAAUAAUGUCAAAACACUAAGAAAGUGAAAACAUUAAAAAAUGAGUGAAAACACAAAAAAAUGUAUCCAAAACAGAAAAAAAGAUUGAAAACAGUAAAAAUUCUGUUAAAAACACUAAAAGGACGGAAAACAGUAAUAAGUGACAAAACACCAAAAAAAUGAGUCAAAACAAUAAAAAGGAGACAAAACACGAAAAAGGACUCAAACAAUAAAAAAAAAAGAGAAAGAGGCAUCAAAGGAAUGUCAAAGCACUAAAAAAAAAAAAAAAAAUUGAGUCCAAAACUUGACAAAAAUAAUAGUUAAAACAAUUUAAAACAGACGAAACAACAAAAACGCUAAAGUCAAAACAUUGAAAAAAGAUCAAAACACUAAAAACGAAAGAAAAAUAAAAAUAAAUAAAUAAAUCACUCCCAACACCUCAAAUACAAAAAGAAUGAGCCAAAUAACUAAAAUAACAACAAACGUCAAAAUACUAAAGAAAAAUUAGUAAAAAAUUAAUGAAAAUACUAAAAACUCAAACAAGUCAAAACAUUACAGUGAGCCAAAAUUAAAAAAAAAAAUGAAGUGAAAAUACAAAAAAGAAAAAAAUAUAUUAACAUAUUAAAAAAAAAUACAUAUUAAGAGAAAAAUGUUAAAAUAAUAAAAAAAGACAAAAACAAACAAAAUGAAAAAAAAGAAGUUUAAAAACUAAGAAAUAAAAAAACAGUUAAAACACUACUAAAGCUCAACACACUAAAGUAGGAGCCAAAACAAUAAAGAAACCAAAACAAUAAAAAGAUUAUCAAAAGUCUAAAAUUAGAAUCAAAACACUAAUAAAGGAGUCGCAACACUAAAAAUUAAACUAGAAUAGAAAAAAAAAAAAAAACAUGGAGUCAAAACAUCAAGAAAAAAAAAAUCAUUGAAGCAAAACAAUAAAAAAGAAAAUGAGUCAAAACAUGAAAAAAAUAAAUAAAUGAAAUAGAAGUCAAAACAAUAAAAUGACAAAAACUAAAAAUAUUAAGAAAAUAAUGAAGAUACUAAAAAAGGAUAAAAGGCAAAACACAAAAAAUAAAAAAAAAUAAUAAAUGGAGUCAAAAACACUACAAAACAUCAAAACACUAAAAGGAAAAAAAAAGGAAAAAUAAACUACAAAAAUUCAAAACACUGUAAAAGUAGUGAAAACACUAAAAAAAAUAAUAAUAAUAAAAAAGUCAAAACAAAGAGGCAGGAGUAAACAAACAAAAAGUUGAAACACUAAAAAAAAAGUAAGAAAGGAAAAAUGGAGUCAAAACAUUAAAAAAAUCAAAAUACUAAAAAAAAUAUGAAAUAUACCCAGAACACGAAAUGGAGCAAAAUAAUAAAACAAAAAAUGGAGUUCAAUCAGUAAAAGAAAAAAAUAAAUAAAUAAAAACGCUCAAAAAUAAUAAAAAAAAAACAUUCACAAACAUUCAAAACACUAAAAUACAAAAUAUGAAAAAUAUAAAAAAAAGGAAAAAUGAAGUCAAAACAUUAAAAAAAAAAAAAAAACAACGAAGAAAUAAUGAACACUAAAAAAAACAGGGAAAAAAAAUCAAAACACAAAAAGAAGAAAGACAUUUGAAAACAUUAAAAGAAGAAAGGAAUUCAAACAAUAAAGAAAAAAAUAAUAAAACACUAAAAAGAUAAAACUACUCAAGACACUAAAAAAGAAAAAAAAAGUUAAAACAUUAAAAGAAAAAAAAGUGAAAACACGAAACAAACAAAAAAGUUCAAAACACUGAAAGAAAAAAGAAAAAAUGUAAAGAAAAAGAAAAAUGAAAAGAAAGUCAGACUCAAUGAUAAAGGAAAGUCAAACAAUCAGUGAAAAAGAAACAUAACACAAAAAAGG